AUGUUGUCUGCUAGAUCAAUCUCCAGAAUCCCAAGAACUCGUGGUUUGGCCACAGUCUCUGGUUUAACCAAGGAUUCUAAGGUUCACAUGAACAACCAUGAAGACCACACCUUCAUCAACUACAAGAACAAUGUCAAGAACUUGGAAAUUGUCAGAGGUAGAUUGAACAGACCUUUAACCUACGCUGAAAAGAUCUUGUACUCCCAUUUGGACAAGCCAGAAUCCCAAGAUAUCCAAAGAGGUGUUUCUUACCUUAAGUUGAGACCAGACAGAGUCGCUUGUCAAGAUGCUACCGCUCAAAUGGCCAUCUUGCAAUUCAUGUCUGCUGGUAUGCCAUCUGUUGCUACUCCAGCAACUGUCCACUGUGACCAUUUGAUUCAAGCUCAAAAAUCCGGUCCAGAGGAUUUGGCUAGAGCCAUCUCCUUGAACAAGGAAGUUUACGACUUCUUGGGUUCUGCCUGUGCUAAGUACAACAUUGGUUUCUGGAAGCCAGGUUCCGGUAUUAUCCAUCAAAUCGUCUUGGAAAACUAUGCUUUCCCAGGUGCUUUGCUUAUUGGUACUGAUUCCCACACACCAAAUGCCGGUGGUUUAGGUCAAUUAGCUAUUGGUGUCGGUGGUGCUGAUGCUGUUGAUGUCUUGGCUGGUUUCCCAUGGGAAUUGAAGGCUCCAAAGGUCAUUGGUGUCAAGUUGACCGGUAAGAUGUCUGGUUGGACUUCUCCAAAAGAUAUCAUCUUAAAGUUGGCUGGUAUCACUACCGUUAAGGGUGGUACUGGUGCUAUUGUCGAAUAUUUCGGUGAUGGUGUUGAUACUUUCUCCUGUACCGGUAUGGCUACCAUCUGUAAUAUGGGUGCUGAAAUCGGUGCUACUACCUCUGUUUUCCCAUUCAACGACUCCAUGGUUAAGUACUUGGAAGCAACUGAAAGAUCUGAAAUUGCUGAAUUUGCAAAGCUUUACAAGAAGGAAUACUUAUCUGCUGACGAAGGUGCUGAAUACGAUCAAGUUAUCGAAAUUGACUUGAACACCUUGGAACCACACGUUAACGGUCCAUUCACCCCUGAUCUUGCUACUCCAAUCUCCAAGAUGAAGGAAGUUGCUCCAGCUCAAGGCUGGCCUGUCGACGUCAGAGUCGCCUUGAUUGGUUCUUGUACUAACUCUUCUUACGAAGAUAUGUCCAGAGCUGCUUCUAUUAUCAAGGAUGCUGAAGACCACGGUUUAUCUGCUAAGACUCUAUUCACUGUUACCCCAGGUUCCGAACAAGUUAGAGCUACCAUUGAAAGAGAUGGUUUCUUACAAACUUUCAGAGAUUUCGGUGGUAGUGUCUUGGCUAAUGCCUGUGGUCCAUGUAUUGGUCAAUGGGACAGACAAGAUAUCAAGAAGGGUGACAAGAACACUAUUGUUUCAUCUUUCAACAGAAACUUCACUGCCAGAAAUGAUGGUAACCCAGAAACCCGUGCUUUCGUUGCAUCCCCAGAAAUGGUUGUUGCAUAUGCCAUUGCAGGUGACUUGAGAUUCAACCCAAUCACUGACAAGUUAAAGGAUGCUAACGGAAAGGAAUUCUUGUUGAAGCCACCACAUGGUGAAGGUUUACCAGCUAAGGGUUACGAUGCAGGUGAGAACACCUACCAAGCUCCACCAGCUGACAGAUCAACUGUUGACGUCAAGAUUGCUCCAACCUCUGACAGAUUACAAAAGUUGACUCCAUUCAAGCCAUGGGAUGGUAAGGAUGCUCUUAACAUGCCAAUUUUGAUCAAGGCAUUCGGUAAGACAACCACUGACCAUAUCUCUAUGGCUGGUCCAUGGUUGAAGUACAGAGGUCACUUGCAAAAUAUUUCUAACAACUACAUGAUUGGUGCUAUUAAUAUCGUUAACAAGAAGGCCAACACUAUUCAAAACCACUACAACGGUGCAUGGGGUGGUGUUCCAGACACUGCCGGAUGGUACAGAGACCACGGUCACAAGUGGGUUGUUAUCGGUGAUGAGAACUUCGGUGAAGGUUCUUCCAGAGAACACGCUGCAUUGGAACCAAGAUACUUGGGUGGUUUCGCUAUUAUUACCAAGUCUUUUGCCAGAAUUCACGAAACUAACUUGAAGAAGCAAGGUUUGUUAGCACUGAACUUCAAGGAUGUUAAGGAUUACGACAAGAUCAACCCAGAUGACGAAAUCGACAUUGUUGGCUUGAAGGACUUUGCUCCAGGUAAGGAUCUCACCAUGGUUGUUCAUCCAAAGGAAGGUAAGCCAUGGAACUGUUCUUUGACCCACACAUUCAACCAAGAACAGAUUGAAUGGUUCAAGUCUGGUUCUGCUUUGAACAGAAUGAAGGAAAUUGAAGCUGGCAAAUAA
This is a messenger RNA of Pichia membranifaciens NRRL Y-2026, 2340 nucleotides long. RefSeq lists its product as hypothetical. Gene Ontology annotation, cellular component: mitochondrion; cytosol. The record is from RefSeq and is a predicted model, not a curated record. Lineage: Eukaryota; Fungi; Ascomycota; Pichiomycetes; Pichiales; Pichiaceae. The transcript has a single exon. Gene Ontology annotation, biological process: tricarboxylic acid cycle. Gene Ontology annotation, molecular function: 4 iron, 4 sulfur cluster binding; aconitate hydratase activity. Bases 1 to 2340 code for a protein of 779 amino acids.